This is a messenger RNA of Branchiostoma belcheri (Belcher's lancelet), 1022 nucleotides long. Its product is annotated as UDP-glucuronate 4-epimerase 4-like. Gene Ontology annotation, molecular function: NAD+ binding; UDP-glucuronate decarboxylase activity. The coding region runs from base 147 to 1022 and encodes 291 amino acids. Gene Ontology annotation, biological process: D-xylose metabolic process. NCBI's taxonomy places the organism in Eukaryota, Metazoa, Chordata, Leptocardii, Amphioxiformes, Branchiostomatidae. The transcript has 3 exons. Gene Ontology annotation, cellular component: cytoplasm. The record is from RefSeq and is a predicted model, not a curated record.
CGGUAGUCACCGGAGCUCCCAAUCAUGUAGCACGCUGCCCUCCCAUCAUCUGUUCCAGUCGUACCUGAACCUCGCGGGCAUUGCCGUGCUGGUGCUGACACCAACAGCCGGCGGAGACGGGGGGAAGGCGGCCCGGAACCACAACCAUGAGGAUCCGGCACGUCACUCUCCUGGUGGCCGCGGUGUUCCUGGGCGGCAUCAGUGUCACCUACGUCCUCCUGGCAUCCCCCAUCCAUCAACGUCCGCUCCUCUGCUCGUCCAAUAAACGCUCAAUUUGGCCUGUCAAUCAAACUAAGCAUGUACUGCUUGUGGGCGGAGCCAGCUUCAUGGGAUAUCACCUCACUCUACAGCUGCUGGAGUCCAGGAACUACGUCACUGUUGUGGACGACGCUGACUCGACGUUAGAUCAGACUCUGAAAAGGGAACGCCUAAGACACCUUGAAGAUAUCUCAGAUCAAAAAUUAAGAAUCAUAAGAAACAGUACCUGCAGUCACAAAUCCUUAGAGGAGUUGUUUAAGACUGCUAGCUUUUCAAUCACUCAUGUGGUCUUCUUUUCUCCGUUGGACUGUCACAAUGACAUUUCGUCUCCCAACCCUUCCAGUCACGUACACGCGGCCUUAGUGUGCUUCACAAUGUUGCUCGGGCUCCUAAAGGAUUCCCCGAGCGUAAACCUCCUUGUGAUCUGGAGCAAGAACUACCCUUUUCACGUAUUCAAUGAACCUGGCGGGAGGCUCUCAAUGAGGUGGUUAUCGCUUGACUCGGUUCUGGUUGAAGGUCUGAAGGCGGCCGCCAUUAUUUACCAUAACAUCUAUGGGCACAGCAUCACUGGACUGGAGUUAUCGGAGGUUUAUGGGCCUUCCGGGGACGGGUCUUGCUCCGUCAUACACAGAACAGUCAUUGAUAGAUUACUGCACCGUCUGAAGUGUCGUCCGAUAGUCGUUGCUAAGCAACACAGAACGGGGAACCCGUCAGAAGUGCGCGACUUCCUGCACGUGACCGAUGCUGCUAGAGCCAACUACUAG